AUGAACGAACGGUCCCUCAGAAGGAGUGCGUAUGACACUCGACAUGCGAAAGAAUUCCAACGGAUGUACAAGGCCUGUGAGUCGUGCCGAAAGAAGAAGAUCCGCUGUGUCCUGGACGACUCUAGAGACCCUCCCGGGCCCCCCUGCAUCCGAUGUAGCAGGGAGUUGAGGGAGUGCAUUUUCAGCUCCGAGAGGUCUACCAGAAAACGAGGCAUUAGGGAGAAGGAGAAAGCCUCGCCACGGAAUGUAGCAACACAAGAUGAUGGACCAACUGUGGACUCUGCAACCUACCUAGGUAGUGCAGAAGACCCCGUCGCAACCAUAGUCGUCACCCAGCAGCAGCAGCAGCAGCAGCAACCGACUCCCUCGCUCGAAAGCAUGUCGUUAGGGCUUUGCAACAACACGGCAGUUCAGGCAGUUUCGCAACCACCCGCCACAAUUAAUGCGUCGGCGUCCGCACCAAGUCCCCAAGAUGACAAUGGGCUGGCUGAUACCGUAAUGAGGACAAUCGUCUCGAGUGACAAUGAUGCACUAAGGCUUCUUUUCCGAGCAGCAGAACAGCGAGAUGCCGAGAGCCCACGAUAUCAGACUUCAGUUUCUCAUGCCUCCCAAGUCGGAGGCGACUUUCCCACACCCGGGAGACCCUCCAUAACGGCAGUGGAGCCGGUGCAGCUGUCACAAGCGCUGCCGUCGGUGCUAGAAGUGUGGGAUGCACUACGCUUCACGAGGAUGGGGUGGUUCACGGCGGAAGAAGCCGUGACAUAUGUAGACCUGUUCUUCAAAAACCUCGCCCCUCUCUCACCCGUAUGUCAGGCCUUCGACUCCAGCCACGAUCACCACUUCUGGCUCGUAACGCAGGAGCCGCUCCUCUGUUGCACUAUCCUGAUGAUCUCGUCUCGUUACCACACGCUACCGGGGACCGGAGGGGUCUCGCGCGGCACUCUGAUUCACCAGCGGUUGUGGGAACAUUGCCAACACCUAAUCAUGAGAAUCAUAUUCGGGCAGGAGAAGCGAUCUAAGGCGAGGACACGCACGGUGGGUGCUAUCGAGGCGCUACUCUUGAUGAUCGAGUGGCAUCCCAAGGCUAUCCACUUCCCCCCUCCUUCUGAUGGCUGGGACGCCGAUAUUAUGCUAAGCGCGAGCGACCGCCGCGAUCACCCGCUCGGUAAUCGCCCCGAAACAGAUCAUGCCGGGGAGCGCUGGAUAGGCGAUGUGGUCACUCCCACAAAGAUGUCGGAUCGCAUGUCGUGGAUGUUGCUGGGAUGCGCGCAAACUCUAGCGCAUGAAUUGGGAGUAUGCGACGCUAGCGCUAGCGGCAACGGCAACGGAAAUGGUGACAAGUCUGACAUUCAGAUGGCGCGUAGGUCUCGGAUCCGCAAGUUGUUGCUCACCCUGGGGGAGCAACUGUCGAUCCGACUAGGAUGCUCGUCCUUGGUGCCGUUAAGCUUGAGCCGGUUCCCGGCCAUGCCGUCCGACAGCGACCACGAAUCGGCUUUCAUGGGCGCCUGGAUGGAGAUCACCCGUCUGCUACGCACUAUAUCGGAUGCGCUCUUAUCAUCACAGUCGGGCACCCGGCAGAUGCUCAUCAGCUGCAAGUAUGUGAAUGUCAUCAAGCAUUUCCAACAGCAGCUCCUCAACUGGAAGGCAGCGCAUUUGCAGGAGCUAAGGCUUAAGCCGAACUUGUACCAGGAGCUCUCCAUCGAAUAUAACCAUGUCCGGAUAUUCAUGAACAGCCUGGGCAUGCAGGCGGUGGUGGACCGCGUACUCGAAGAAAGCGGCAGGGGCUCCAGAAUCGACCAAACCAGCGGCCGAAUACGGGCAUCCCUGACAGCCACAGACUACCAGUUCAUUUGGGAAGUAAUCGACGGGAGUUGCCAGAUCCUGCAGAGCGCGAUCAAGCUCGCCGAGACGGGCAACUUACGCUUCUGCCCCGUGAGGGUAUUUAUCCGGAUCAUCGGCGCGUCCAUCUUCCUCCUCAAAGCCCUAGGACUGGGCUCCCACACCUCCAGCCUCCAAGCGUCCCUGGCAAUACUGGAUCAAAGCAUCCUGGCGCUGUACUGGAGCAGCCUGGACGACAUGCAUCUCGCCUCCCGGUACGCGGCGUUGCUCGAGCUGCACGUCGCACGCUUCCGCGAGCGCUUGAUCCCUUCAUCAGCGCCGCCCGGAAUCCCGGCUCCGGAUUUCAACUUCGAGUGGGCUGGCUGCAAUGGCCUGACUCCGGGGAUCAACGACAGCACGCGUCUCUUUUCGGAUUUUCAGUCAAUUGAGGACGAUUGGCUGUCACUACCAUUUGAUCCGUCGAUGGCGCCAUUUGGAUUGGGGGAAUCGUAUGAAAUGCCCGAGAUUGAGGAUAACACUUGGGAUUUCCUGUGGCAUCUACCGGCAGUGUAG
Molecule: messenger RNA, 2391 nt
Organism: Scedosporium apiospermum
Lineage: Eukaryota; Fungi; Ascomycota; Sordariomycetes; Microascales; Microascaceae
Exons: 4
Coding region: 1-2391 (796 amino acids)
Biological process (GO): aromatic amino acid catabolic process; positive regulation of transcription by RNA polymerase II
Cellular component (GO): nucleus
Molecular function (GO): DNA-binding transcription factor activity, RNA polymerase II-specific; zinc ion binding
Source: RefSeq, a predicted model, not a curated record